Stomoxys calcitrans (stable fly) is the source of this 1209-nucleotide messenger RNA. Its product is annotated as odorant receptor 74a-like. Gene Ontology annotation, cellular component: plasma membrane. The coding region runs from base 1 to 1209 and encodes 402 amino acids. The record is from RefSeq and is a predicted model, not a curated record. The transcript has 5 exons. NCBI's taxonomy places the organism in Eukaryota, Metazoa, Arthropoda, Insecta, Diptera, Muscidae. Gene Ontology annotation, molecular function: odorant binding; olfactory receptor activity. Gene Ontology annotation, biological process: sensory perception of smell; detection of chemical stimulus involved in sensory perception of smell.
AUGCUCUACCGUCCUUGUUUACCCAAUGGCAAACUAGCUCCUCUACCAUGGCCUAUUGCUAUAUAUCGACUCACCAACAUCAUCUGUUGGCCUUUGGUAGACAAUGCUUCUUGGAUGGCCAAAAUCUUUGAUAGAUUUUGGUAUAUUCUGGGCUUUGCGAUAUUUUUGGUUACCAACGAUGCUGAAUUUCGUUAUUUGCGUUUGAAUCUAAACAACUUGGAUGAGCUGCUGACGGGAAUUCCUACAUAUUUCGUCUUGAUCGAAAUCCAUGUGAGAGCCUUUUCAUUGGGAUGGAAUAAAAACAAACUUAAGAAGUUAUUGCAGAAAUUCUAUGCAAAAAUAUAUAUCGAUGAACCUGAUAAUCCCAAAAUCUACAAGAAUAUCCAGCGACAAUUGAUUCCCAUUUUGGGUUUCUCGUGUUUAUAUCUUUGCGCUUUGUUUGUAUAUUCCGUGACACCGAUUUAUCUACUAUCGACUGGAAGCCGUGAACUUAUGUACAAAAUGAUACCACCCAUGGACCACACACCUCUCUACAUAUAUCUUCCUUGGUUAAUAUCGAAUAUGUGGGUUGGCGUUACCGUGGCCACCAUGAUGUUUGGCGAAGCAAACACUUUGUCCAUGAUGGUAUUUCAUCUGAAUGGACGUUAUCAACUAAUGAGGGAAAACUUUGUUGCCAAGGUGGAUAAACUUUUGAAAGGUAAAGAUGACACCGAUAUUGCAAUGCGAUUUCGUCAAAUUCUAGUGGAAAUUUUAAAUGAGAAUGAACGUUUGAACACAUUUGCUAAUGAAGUUCAAGAUGAGUUUACUUUUCAUUUGUUUAUAAUUUUCGGCUUCAUGGCUGCUUCAAUUUGUGCCUUGGGUUUUAAGGUGUAUACGAGUCCCAUGACCAGUAUUGGCUACAUGUUCUGGGCUAUGGGUAAAGUGCAAGAGACCAUUGCUUUUGGAACUAUGGGUACCUCCAUAGUGACAGUAACCGAUGAAAUCAGCUCCAUGUAUUACGAAUCAAAGUGGGAAUUGAUAAUGCAGCGUUCCAUGAAUCCUAAAGUCAAUGUUCGUAUCAUGAAGUUGGUUAACAUGGCCAUAACAAUCAAUAGCAAACCUUUUUCCCUUACCGGCUUGAACUUUUUUAGUGUCUCCUUGACAUCGGCAGUAGCGAUACUUCAAGGCGCUGGUUCCUAUUUUACUUGCCUGAUUUCAUUCCGGCAAUAA